AGCACGGGGUGACGCAUCAUGGCGGCAGCGGUUAUUAUCCUGAGGCCUCUGGGCCGAGGCGCCGCCUGGGUGGGGAAGCGGCUCCUGCCCGAGGCUGGAGGCGUGAGACGCGGCUGGUGGCGGCAGGCGCGUGGGCAGGCGGCAGAAGUGGACACUGAGCCCCGCGUCGGAGACGCGCUCUGGGGACCCUUUCCCGCCCCUCUCCGCCGGGACAGUCACAGGCCAGCGCCCCGGCCAGGCCGCUGCCCCAGCCUGUCAGGCCCGCCGGAGAGAGACCGUCCUGCCGGAGCGGAGAUUCUUUCAGGGGUUCUUCUCCUUGCGAUCGAAGCCUCCUAUCCACCGCCCCCGGUCCAUCCCUUGCAGGAGCCCCCCACGCCCCUUCCCGGUGUGUUUGGAAAAUUAACUCUUUUCAGAAGAGGGCUUGCACUCUCAGCAGUGUCUUACUUGGGUUAUGAAGCUUACAACUCUAUUUCUCACUCUGCUGUGGUUCAUGCUAGUGUCAAAGUUGAGGAAAUCAUAGAGCAAGCAGACUACCUAUAUGGGAGUGGAGAAACCAAAAAGCUCUAUCAGUUGCUGACCCAGCACAAAAACAGUGAGGAUGCGGAGAUACUAUGGCGUCUAGCGCGGGCCUCACGUGAUCUAGCCCAACUUAGUAGCACCUCUGCAGAGGAGAAAAAGCAACUGGUUUAUGAAGCUCUUGAAUAUGCAAAGAAGGCACUGGAGAAAAAUGAAUCAAGUUUUGCAGUACACAAGUGGUAUGCAAUCUGCAUCAGUGAUGUUGGAGAUUAUGAAGGAAUCAAGACUAAAAUUGCAAAUGCAUAUGUUAUCAAGGAACACUUCCAGAAGGCCAUUGAACUCAAUCCUAAAGAUGCUACCUCAAUUCACCUUAUGGGCAUUUGGUGUUACUCAUUUGCUGAAAUGCCAUGGUACCAAAGCAAAAUAGCUGCAAUGCUAUUUGCAACACCACCAACCUCCACGUAUGAAGAGGCCCUAAGUUACUUUCACAAGGCUGAAGAAGCUGAUCCAAACUUCUACAGCAAAAACUUGCUGCUUUUGGGGAAGACGUACUUGAAGUUAAACAACAAAAAGAUGGCCCUCUUGUGGCUAACAAAAACCAGGGAUUAUCCGGCACAUACAGAGGAGGAUAAACAGGUACAGAAAGAAGCUGUGGAACUGCUCAAGUCUAUAUGAAGAGAACUAAACUAUUAAGAAGAAACUACAUUAAAUGUGACUAAAGCACAGGACAAAAUACCUAGAGCUUGUUCUACUGUGGCUGUUAUUAAAAUUAAACUUGUCACCUUA
Molecule: messenger RNA, 1302 nt
Organism: Emys orbicularis (European pond turtle)
Lineage: Eukaryota; Metazoa; Chordata; Testudines; Emydidae
Gene: RMDN1
Product: regulator of microtubule dynamics 1
Cellular component (GO): cytoplasm; mitochondrion; spindle microtubule
Molecular function (GO): microtubule binding
Source: RefSeq, a predicted model, not a curated record